This is a messenger RNA of Closterium sp. Naga37s-1, 9513 nucleotides long. The record is from the annotation of a GenBank genome assembly. Lineage: Eukaryota; Viridiplantae; Streptophyta; Zygnematophyceae; Desmidiales; Closteriaceae.
AUGCCCCGCGAAGCCCCUCAUCUUGGGGAGGUGCGGCAUUCGACGAGCAGCGGCCUUAUCCCCAUCCUCGCCACGCCGUGGUCGCCGUUUCUGCCAAUGGAUGCGUCGCUCGGCGACAUGCUCGCACAGCUGCGACACGUGGCAGCUGUUGAGGCAGCACGGGCGGCAGAACAGCAGCCCGUCAAAAUCACCAUUCGGUUGUUGUCCGUUGGCCACGUGGACACCCGCCCUGCAUACCACUCCGCCAAUGAGAUUUGGCCACGUGGGUACCAUGCAGUGUGGGAGGACCCUUUAGGAGGGCUGUGCCAUAGCGAGGUGGUGGAGCGGGGCAGCGAGGGCGAGGGGUGGGGGCAGGGGGUGCGGGAGGGCGGUAACCCGGUGUUUCGGGUGUGGAGGGAGGAUGCAAGAGAGGGAGUCAGGGAGGAGGGAGGGGGGAUGGACAGGCAGAACAUGGCAAGGGGUGGGAGAGAGGGAGAGGAGGCAUGUGGGGGAGAGCGAGAGGGUGGGAGUGAGGGAGGGGAGGGCGCGAUGGGGGAGGAGGUGCAGGCGCUGCUGUGGGAUGGGGGGGGCCCUGCGGACAUGGGGGGUUGGCGGACAGGGGGUGACUCAUGGGCGGAGGGAGAGGAUGGGCGGGAGGUGGAUGGGGGGGAAGGGGAGGGGGGGAUUGGCGGGGAGAGUGUGAGGGGAGCUGAGAUGGAGAGAGGAGGGGCGAGCAACGACUCACGUUCGCAGCUGCUUGGGGGCUCCAAGGCUGAAAGCAAGGUUCGGAUGGUGUGUGACGGGAAAACGAGUCAGCAGGCUUGGGAGAGGUUCGGAGGGGAGUGGUGGGAGCAGCUGGGUGCGACAUGGAUGGGGAGGGCUGGGCAGGGCACGGCGGAGACGAGGGGGGAGAGUGGGCGGGAGAGUGGAAGGCCGGCAGGGGGAGCGGUGGAGGAUGGAAAGAGUGGUUCCGAUGUGGGUGUCGUGGGUGAGGGGGGCGUACGAGAGUGGCAGCAAGGGGAGAGAGUGGGAGCAGAGUAUUCGGGGUGGGAGGCGGAGCGGGUUCAAUCGCUGCUGCUGAUAGACAAGUACGGGCUCUCCCACCCACCCGUGCUCGCCCUCAUAGAGGGGCAGAGCGGUGCAGAGCGGUGCGCAGGGUAUGAGUUGAGGGAGGAGCGGUGGUGGAAGGAGCGGGUGGCGAGGGAGCAGGAGAGGCAGGCGAGGAGGGGGCGUGGGAUGCAGGACGAGCAGCACGGAGGGGGGGAGCACGGGGGUAAGGGGCAAGGGGGUAAGGGGCAAGGGGGUAAGGGGCGAGAGGGUGGGUAUAUGAAGGAGGGAAUGGGGAUGGCAGGCAGAGGGCGGGUGAGCGAGUUGCAGGGUGGGGCGAGUGGGGGGCAGGAAGGGGGGGAUAGAGGGUGGGGGGAUGGGGUUCAUGGGGCGGACAGGGUGGACGGGUGGGAGGGGGCGGACGGGACGACAAGGGGAAUGGCGGUGGAAGAGGCGGCGUCAGCAGUGUCCCUUACAGCACAGCCCGCGCUGGCAGCACUGCUGGGGCUCUCCCGCUCCGACAUGCUGCGCCUCAUUGAGGUGCGCCCUGCCCCUCACUGCGCCUCAUUGAGGUGCGCCCUGCCCGCCUCAUUGAGGUGCGCCCUGCCCCUCACUGCGCGUGCGCCCUGCCCCUCACUGCGCCUCAUUGAGGUGCGCCCUGCCCCUCCCUGCCGCCCUCUCGUCUCUGCUGCGUGUCUUCUGACUUGUACGCAGCAGGACUGGCGCCGUGCUCUGCCCAUGCCAUCUCAUCAUGUAAUUGCCUCUCAUCGCUCCGGUGCCUCUCAUCGCUCCGGUGCCUCUCAUCGCUCCGGUGCCUAUCCUGCCCUUACUUACCCCUCUGCCUCCUUUCCAACUCCCCCCCCUCGCCAUCGCCUCGCCCUACCGCCUGCCCGCCCACCCCUGCAGGUGCACCACGUGCUGCACUCCUUCCUGCCCUGCCUUCCGCCGCCCUCCCCCCAUUCCCCCCCCCUGCCCGUGCUCUCCCUGCCUGCCCUCGCCCACCACCUCGCCUACCCGUCCGCCCAUCUGCCCGCAUCAGCUGGUGCAGCGAGCGCAGGCAGCGCCGUGAGUGCGGGCGAGCAGGGCCCGGGGCCCCUGGUGGGGCGCAUGCACGUGGCGCUGCUGCACCUGCUGCUGCCCGCCGCCAUGCCUGCUGUUGCUGCUCGCGAGGUGAUCGGCGGGCGCGAGAGGGAUGGAAGAGGGAAGGAGAGGGAAGCCGCAGAAACCGAAGCGAGAGUUGGUGUAGUGAGUGGUGGCAAGGGUGCUACCUCUGCUGCUGCUGCUACAGUGCGCUCUCCUGCUUCCCUCACAGGCGACCACAUGGGCUUCAGUGCUGCUGCUGUCAGUGAUGCCAGCUCCGACCUGCUGAUGUGUCCCAUUGAUGAGCUGACGUGGCCUGAGGUGGCAUGCAGGGUGCUGGCUGUGAGCACUGCAUUGCUGCAGGAAGAGAGGAAGGAGCGCAGGGCGCAUGGAGGGGAUGAAAGGGAGGGGAGGCGAGGGACGAGGGGAGGGGGAAGGCGACGGAGGGGGGCAAGCAAAGGAGGCAAAGCGGACAGGGAGGAGGAGGUCGGCCGAGGCAGCGGCAGGGAGGACGGGAGGCAAGGGGUGGGACAGGGAGGGGUGUGCGGGCGCAGCCCGUGGGAGCAGGGGCGGCUGACGCGGUGCAUCGCUGGCGAUGGCGGGCCGCUGCUGGGCCACUGGCUCGGCACCCCUGGUGCCAUGCACGACGCUGCUGCGCUGGCGACAGCGGAGAGGCAGCUUGCGCUGGUGGCCGCCUCGCAGCUGCACGCCACCACUGCCACCACUGCCGCUGCUGCCGCUGCUGCUGCUGCUGCCCCUGCGGGCGUGGCAGCAGGAGGGCUGGGCAGUGGCGCAGGCAAGGGCAAGGCGGGCCGGGGGGCAGCGGCAGCAGCGUGGUCGGGGUCAGCGGGUGACGAGCAGGGAGGGAAGGAGGCAGCGGCGGUGGCAGCGGCAGAGGAGAAUGACAGCCGUGCUGUGAGUGCCGCUGUGCCGCAGGCGCCAGGAGUGAAGGAGGAAGCGGGCAGUGAAGCUGCCACCGCUGCUCACGGUGCUGCUGGGGAUCUCCCUGGUGGGGCUGCUGGGGGUCUCGCUGGUGGCGCUUCUGGUGGGUGCUGUGCAUGCAUGGGGUGUGCUUGUGUGUGCAUGGGGGGUGUGUGCAUGGGGGGUGUGUGCAUGGGGGGUGUGCAUGGGGAGUGUGCAUGGGGAGUGUGCAUGGGGAGUGUGCAUGGGGAGUGUGCAUGGGGAGUGUGCAUGGGGAGUGUGCAUGGGGAGUGUGCAUGGGGAGUGUGCAUGGGGAGUGUGCAUGGGGAGUGUGCAUGGGGAGUGUGCAUGGGGAGUGUGCAUGGGGAGUGUGCAUGGGGAGUGUGCAUGGGGAGUGUGCAUGGGGAGUGUGCAUGGGGAGUGUGCAUGGGAAGUGUGCAUGGGGAGUGUGCAUGGGGAGUGUGCAUGGGAGUGUGCAUGGGAGUGUGCAUGGGAGUGUGCAUGGGAGUGUGCAUGGGGAGUGUGCAUGGGAGUGUGCAUGGGAAUGGAGGCACAGAGUCGUUGAUGUGUGGUCUGCAGGGCAGCCCCCGCUCGUCCCCGCCCCAGUGGGUGGUGCUGCUGGAGCCCAUCCGCAAGAUGCAGACCAACGUCGGCGCGCGCAUCCGCAACUGCAUCCGCGCCGCCCUCGACUGCCACGUGGCGCCGCCUGAUUGGGCGGUGGAGCGGCUGCAGUGGGCGAUCAGCAAGGAGGUGUACAAGGGCAACGCGUCAGGCCCCACUAAGCGCGCGGCCAUCGAGGUGAUGGACAAGUUCCUCGCCCUCCAGCCCCUCUCUGCUGCCGCCCCCCCCUCUCCCUCCGCACGUGCCGCUGCUGCUGGCUGGGGUGGCGCCAAGGUGGAGCGAGAUGCAGGAGGAGCGGCGAGGGGCGAUGGUGCUGCUGACAGCAAGGGCACGGCGAGAGAGAAGGAUGGUGGGAUGGCUGUGGGGAGAGGCGGGGCAGAGAGUGGCGAUGAUGGGGGCUGGCAAGCACAUGGCAAGUGGCACACAGGUGAGGGAGGCGGGAGUGAGCCGUGUGCUGCGCAUGGCGCUGCUGGGCCAACAUUAGCACCACACUCGGGGGCAGGCGCGGCAGCAGGGCUGGCAGGGCGCAGCGGCCUGGCGGGGGGAGCAGCAGCAGCAGCAGCGGGGCGUGUGCUGUCUCCUCUGAUGCAGCAGUGCCGCGCGGUGCUGUGGCAGCUGGCCCUGGCGGACCACCUGCGCGCCUUCACCUACUUCUGGGGCGUGGGGCCCGUGGCACCCGCGGCGGAGGGGGGGCACGAUGCCGCACAGGAUGCAGGAGGGGCAUGGGCAGGGGGGGCAGGGGAGGGCAGAGGGAGGGUGGGCAGCAGUGCAGGUCAUGUGGGCAACGAGGGGGGGGCUGGGAAGGGCGUGAGAGGGGUGGUGGCGAAGGGGUUGGCAGCGCCACAGCACGAGCAUGGGGGGCCGCGGGUGGCGCUCACAGGGGCAGGGAACAUGAGAGGGGGCGACGGCACAGGAGGGGCAGCCCUGGCAGCGGCGACGGUGGGGGGUGCGGUGGGGGGGGAAGCGCGGAGGGCGGGGUGGGCGCCGCGGCAUGCAGUGGCGCGGCCCAUUGACCUGCGCACCAUCGAUGCACGCGUGGUCAUGGGCGCCUAUGGCCACUCCGCUGAGGGCUUCAUUGCUGACGUCAAACAGAUGUGGAUGAACGUGCGAGUGGGGUACAGGAAGCCGCACCCCAUCUUCCUCUCCAUGCUGCACCUCGCACCACUCUUCGACAAGCUCCUCGCCUCGCAGGGCCUGUUCGCCACGGCUCCAAUGCUGCCCCCGCGCCCGCCAACGCCCGGACCAGACAGAGCCGGGGGAAGGGGGCGGGGGGGUCAGGCAGGGGGGGAGGCAGCAGAGGGGGUGCCCCCGUGGGAGAGGGAGGGGUGCUUGGUGUGCGGGGUGGACGUGGACGAGCGCGCCGUGCUGCUGUGCGACGGCUGCGACCGCGAGUUCCACCUCUACUGCCUCCUGCCGUCCCUCGCCCGCGUGCCCCGUGGCCACUGGUACUGCCCGCUGUGCGUGCAGGCGGGUAGGGCGCAGGAGACAGGUUGGGGAGAGGAGGAGGACGACGAGGAGGAGGAGGACGGGGAGGAAAGGGGGGAAGGAGAGAAGGAGGGAGAAGAAGAGGUGGAGGCCAGGGGCGUUGCGGUAGGAGAGGAGGGAGUGGGGAGCGAGGGGGCGGUGGGGUGUGGGGAGGAGGGGGAGUGGGAGGAGAGUGCAAUGUAUGUGGUGGCGAGGCACCUCAGCAGCUGCCACUACCACCGCAUGACCACCAGCCUUAGAAUCCUGCUUCUCCACACCCUCUGUCGCCUCGUGGUUCGCACGCCAGCCUACCAGAGCUUCUGCCACAAGCAGCAGCAGCAGCAGGAGCAGGAGGAGGAGGAGGGGGAGGAGGAGCAGCAGCGCGUGGCAGUGGCGUGGUGUGGCAGGUUCAUGGCAUGGGGCGCCACUCGCCGUCGCUCUCCGCGCUCUGCCCAGCCAUGGCGCCCCCACGCGCCCCACUGGCCGCAGCAGCUGCGCCUGCUGAUGGCUCUUGGGAGCGACUCCCAAGCGGAUAGGGGGCAGGGGUACAUGCAUGGCGAUGGGGAUGACGAUGGGGCAGAGAGUGAAAAGAGUGUGGAGGAGGUGGGAGGGAGUGAGAAGAAGAGGGGUGGAAGGACGAAGCGGUUGAGAGGCGGCAAGAGAAGGAGGACUCAGAAGAGUGUGGUGAAUGGGGGCGAGUGGGGUGAGGGGCACGGCAAGGAGGAGGUGGGGAGAGAGGACGAUCAGGGCGAGGAUAAGUCGGAAGAGGAGGAAGAAGAGGAGGAGGCAAAGGAAGAGAGCGGGCCGGAGAGUGAUGGGAGGAGUGAGGAGGGGAGUGAUGGGGAGCGGCAGGAGGUGGUGGAAGACGGGGGGGCAGGGCGCAUGCAGCUGUGGUGCUCCAGUGCCGCGCUGCCCAGGCUGAGAGGCGUGCAGGGAGAGAAGCAGGAGGCUGGUGGAGCCGUGGUGUUCGUCGGAUCGGAUGAGAUCGGACGGCUGUUCUUUGUCGUUACUAUGAGCAGUGAUGGAAGCGGAGGUCAUGACUUUGCUGCUGCCAACGAUGCUGCUGCCAACGAUGAUGGAGCCAACGAUGCUGGUGCUGCAGCAUGCAGCGGGGGAGCAGCAGCAGCAGCAGCGGUGCUGGUGUGGUGGCCUCAUGGGGCCCGUGCCUCCACCCUCAUGCAACCCGCCCUCCCCCAACCGCCUUCAUCUGCCUCACCUCGCCACACCCACCCCCCUCACCGCCUGUGGCCGGCAUGCAGGGGGGCGUGCCACCACGCAGCGUGCUCGCGCCGUGUGCCCGUGGGGAGCGCACUGCUCGCCUCCGCCACCGCUGCUGCUCGUCCUCGUGGGGGGAGUGGAGUCCGUGAGUGGGUUGGAAGUGAGGGCGAGCAGGGCGAGUGGCGCUGGUAUGUGUGGCGGGGUGCUGUAGUUCUGAACAGGGGUGCUGCCACGGGGAAAGGAAGGGACACGCUGGGUCAGACAAAGGUUGCGUCUGCCUCUGCUGCUGCUGACGUGGACGCUCUUCUUUCCUCAUUGGCUACAGCAGCAACACCUGGCAGCCAGGUGGCAAGGGUUUACAGGCGGGUGCAGCAGCUGCUACAUGAGCGGUGCGGGCGUGUGCUUGAUGCAGCAUGUGAGCAGCAGCCCGGCACCCCCGUGCAUCCCCAUGAGCCCUCACCUGCACAGCCCGCACACUCCUCCCUCUCCCUUUCGUCCCUGCCACCCCUGCACUCACUCCCACUCCACUCUAUCGAACCACCCACCAAGCCGCCCACUAAGCCAACUUCCGAGCCUCUCACCGACCCAUGCACCCCAAGCCUCCGCACCCUGCGAGCUAUGGCCUUUCUGGAAGAACGGUUCGGAGCGGUGGAGUUGGAUGGUGCCGUGCCACUGGGAGGGGAAGGGGACGGGGGAAAGGAGGGAGGCAGGGGGGAGAAGGGGAAGGGCAGAGGAGGAGAGAAAGGGGCAGCGCACAAGGGCGCCCUGGGGGCGACAGCUGGCGGUGCGGGGAGGAGGGGCGUGUGGCGGUGUGAGUGCUUGGAGCUCCAGUGGGCUGCCAGGUGGCACUGCAUGAUUUGCCACGAGACUUACAGCGCCAAGGCGGAGUUUGAAGGGCACAAGCGGGCGUGCCGGCUGAGGGCUAAGGGGGGCAGGGAGGGCGGACGGGGUGGGGGGAGGGGAGGGAAGGGAGGGGAUGUGAGGGGGGAGCGGGAGGAGGAGCGGAAGGGAGGGCACAGGAUGGGUGGAGGGGCAGUGCUUGGUGUGGGCUGCAGGGUGCAGACGAGUGGGGACCGGGCGAUGGAAGAGGGGGAGAGGGAGGAACGGCUGUGGCACAGGGUUGCAGGGGAGGAGGAAGAUGAAGAUGCAGGGACUGUGUUCGACCCCCCCAGCACUGCUGACCUGCCACCUGCUGACGUGGCAGCUCGUGCAGCCAGAAGACAUCAGUGUGAUGCUGAUGGCAUCUUUCCACCUGGCGCACUCAAGCUGUGCGACAUCAUGGCCACUCCACCAGCUGCCACGUCACCAGUUGACAUGUCACCAGCUGCCACGCUACCAGCUGCCACGUCACCAGCUGCCACGUCACCAGCUGUCACGUCACCGUCCCCAGAAGUAGCAGUUGCCCCAGGGGUGGCAGGCGGUGUUUGUGUGGGGCAGGCAGUGGUGGGCAGGAGUGUGGCGACCCUGGGCGGUCGCAUGAGGGUGGUGGGCGGUGAGCCGGGCGACGGGGCUUGCAGCACAGCGGGGCAGCGGCACGUGGUGGCACACAAGAGGACGCGAGGGGGUGAGCGGGGCGGUGAGGAGGAGGUGCUGAGCGGCUGCCAGCUGCUGGAUACCCACACGGGGAAGAGGCGGAAGAAUGGUGAGGGCAGCGGGAGGGGGAAGAGUGGAGGGGUGAGAGAGAGAGGGGAUUCUAAUGAAGGUGGGGAGGGGGGGAGGAAGGGGGAGCGUGCAGCAAUGGGAGGAGGCGGGGGAGGUGUGGUGGUGGCAGAUGGGAGUGUAUCUGCUGUCGCUGCCGCACAGGCUUCACCUGCUGCUGUUGCUCGCACUGUUGCUUGCGGCGCUGCUGCCACUGCCGCAGCCACUGCUUGCACUCAUCCUGAUGCUCACAGUGCUGGCGUUACCACGGUGACCAUGAGCACAAGUACGGAGGAGGGAGGGGAUGAGGGGGCAUUGCAGCGGAGUGGCAGCAGUGGUGUGGAGGAGUGGGAGGCGCUGUGUGGCGGGCUCGCGCCCAUAGAGCACCUCCCAGAGGGCAUCGCGCCUCCACCUCCUGCCGCUCCGCUUGGCGGUGCUCUUCCCGCCACACUUGCUCUGCCAACUCAUGCUGACGUGGAUGUGUGGGCUGCUGACAUGGAGAGGGAAGACACGGAGAGAACGGACAUGGAGGGGACAGGCAUGGAUGGUGUGUGUGUGGAUGGUUGGGGCAGGCAUGGCAGCGCACUCGGUGCCAUGGCGGGGGAUGUGACCUCCCCCAUGCCGCACCCUGCCUGGGCCAGCCCCUGGGACCACGUGCCACUGGCACCCGAUGGCACCAGCGCAGCUGACGUCAGCAGCAGCAGCUCCCGCGCUCUCAGUACCUCUCCACCGCACCCAACCGCUCUCCUCAUCCGCAACGUCUCUCUCAGCCAGCAGCCACCCACCAUCCUCCCUUCCCCGCCUGCGCCCUUGCAUCCCCAUUUUCAAGUGCCCUCGCCUGCCCUCGCUGCUCAAGUCCAUCUGGGAGGUGUGGGUGGUGGAGGGGGUGUGGCUGUGAGUGAUGGCAAGGAGGGGAGCGAGGGCGGGGCGGGGGGCGAGUGGGAGGAGGCGGUGGUGGGGGUGCUGAAGCGCGAGCUGCUGGACGUGGAGGCGGCGGCGGGUGUGGAGGCCAUGGACGGCCCGCGAGGGCGGUCGGGCAGGCGCCGUGCAUGGCGGGCCAUGGUGAAGCGCGCUGAUGCCCAGCACUGGCGCCACCUGCUGCACGCCUGCAUCCUGCUCGAGCUCGCCAUCCGUGCGGACCGCCUCGCCCUGGGCUGGCGCUUCUGGUGCUCCCCGGCUGCCGCCGCCUCCGGCGCCACGCUCUCAGCGCUGGCCCUGCGCGUGCGCGCCCUGGACCGUGCCAUAAUCUACUUCAAGGGGCCCCUCCGCCCCGCCGCUGCCGCACGCGCCCCGCCCCGCGCCCACGGCGGUGGGGGCGAGGCCAAGGGAGCAGCAGGGGGGGUGGUGGUGGAGAGCAAGAGGGGUGGGGGGGUGGCGGCGGUGGUGGUGGCGGAGGAGGAGGCGGAUGUGGUGGAGGUGUCAGCUGCGAGUGGCGAGGGGGAGGGCGGCAGUGGCAGUGGCAGUGGCAGUGUGGAGUUUGACAUGUUUGACGAGGAGACGGGUGCCGCGGCGGAGGUUCUUGAGAUGCUCAAGGCGCUGGGCUGA